Messenger RNA from Penicillium canescens, 1278 nucleotides. RefSeq names its product putative serine/threonine-protein phosphatase. Gene Ontology annotation, cellular component: cytoplasm. The coding region runs from base 1 to 1278 and encodes 425 amino acids. The record is from RefSeq and is a predicted model, not a curated record. Gene Ontology annotation, biological process: polyphosphate catabolic process. Lineage: Eukaryota; Fungi; Ascomycota; Eurotiomycetes; Eurotiales; Aspergillaceae. Gene Ontology annotation, molecular function: endopolyphosphatase activity; phosphatase activity. The transcript has 3 exons.
AUGGUGCUCCGCGACCCCGAUGCAAUGGGCGUCCAGUCCGACGCAGACGACGACUUCGAAUUAUCCGAGAGUCCUCCCUCCUACGCCGCUCACUGGUCCCAAUCCCGUCCUCUCAUAUACUCUGCUAGAAAUGCACGGCAAUCGCGACCUGGCGGCAGCUACAACGCCGCAUCCAGAUCAUUGGACGAUACGAAGCCCCCGCGAUGGAUUGAAAUGACCCGCUCAGUGGUUUCUGCGCCACGGUUCCGGCGCUACGUGCUUAUAUACCUUGGCUUGUUCUUGGUGGGCUGGGUUAGCUGGCGGAUGCUGCUUUAUCCACGACUCCAAGAGCGAAGCUCAUUACUGCAUUCACUUGAUCCAAGCACGAAGACUGAGGCCGGUGGGUGGUUCGGGUCGAAUGCCAUGCCUCAGUUCGACGACAUAGUUCACAUUCGCACAUUGGAUCCGGAGCUUGUGCCCUCGGGCUCAGCUGAAGUAGAGGCAGACUCGUCAAGUCGGAAACGGUUAAUCUUUGUGGGCGAUGUACAUGGCUGCAAAGCGGAGUUGGAAGAACUCCUCGAAAAAGUCUCCUUCAAACCCAACAGUGGCGAUCACCUCAUACUCACUGGUGACCUCAUCAACAAGGGACCGGAUAGUACAGGAGUUGUAGACUUAGCUCGUGGGUACUCGGCCUCUUGUGUGCGCGGAAACCACGAGGAUCGGAUCUUGCUUGUUCGACAGGAGCUGGUGAAGACCAACGCUCUUGCAACCCCCGAGGACGACGAAGAGUCAUAUCUAUCAUCUCGGGAGACCCGGGAGCGUGCACUUGCACGUUCGUUGAGUGACGAGCAAGCCAAAUGGCUGAGCAGCUGUCCAGUUAUUUUGGACGUUGGCCCCGUGCCAGGUAUUGGACAGGUGGUUGUCGUCCAUGCGGGAUUGGUACCGGGCGUCGAGCUUGAGAAACAAGAUCCAUCUAGUGUGAUGACCAUGCGUACCAUUGAUUUGGAUACGCAUGUGCCUAGCCCGAAGAAGAAAGGCAUGAACUGGGCGAAGAUGUUUGAUAAGCAUCAAUCUUUGUUAUACUCGAAUCUCGAGUCCUCAAUUGAAGACCGUCUCUCGGGCACCAUGACUGUCGUCUAUGGCCAUGAUGCGUCUUCUUCCCUUUCUAUCCGCACUUUUACCAAGGGUCUAGACUCUGGGUGUGUGAAGGGUGGCAAGCUGACAGCGUUGGUCGUUGAGGAUGGCGGGAAACAAAACAUUGUAAAGGUAAAGUGUAAGGAUUACCUCAAGGAAAAAUAG